Messenger RNA from Hyposmocoma kahamanoa, 2277 nucleotides. It is a transcript of the gene Cpr66D, whose product is annotated as cuticle protein 18.6. Bases 98 to 769 code for a protein of 223 amino acids. The transcript is spliced from 5 exons. NCBI's taxonomy places the organism in Eukaryota, Metazoa, Arthropoda, Insecta, Lepidoptera, Cosmopterigidae. Gene Ontology annotation, cellular component: extracellular matrix. The record is from RefSeq and is a predicted model, not a curated record.
GCGCGUGUGCCGUGGCCUUAACCAUUCCAAUUUUAAUUAACACAUAUUCUUUUUAAUUUUACUUUUUAAAAUAAUAUUGUUUUUUAAAUUGUGAGUGAUGUUGCGACAGUGUAUCGUUUUGGCCGUGGUCGGGUGUGCGCUGGCGGCGCCUCAGCAUCAGUACCAACCACAGCAACAACAGGCGGAAGUUCCCCCUCACCUACUGCGGCAGUACUUCGCGGCACAGCAGCCUGCUCAGACGCAGGUUGUCACGCGUCCUGUUGCCUCCGCUCCAGCUCGACUUCCUUACGUCGUCCAGAAUGAAGAGCAGCAGUACGUCCAGCCACAACAGUACAGGCCAGCACCCCAACCUCAGUACAGGCCAGCACCCCAACCUCAGUACAGGCCCGCUCCUCAGCCGCAGUACCGUCAACCUCAGGCCGAGACCCGUGACCCUCAGGAAGACUAUGACCCUCAUCCUUCAUACCAGUUCGGAUUCGACGUGAACGACGACCAGUACACCAACUACCAGAACCGCAAAGAGCAGCGCGACGGUGACGUCAUCAAGGGCUCUUAUUCCGUUGUCGACAGCGAUGGCUUCAUUAGAACCGUCACCUACACUGCUGAUCCUAAAGAAGGUUUCAAGGCUGAGGUAUCUCGGCAGCCCACGGACAUUGUGGUUAAGAUUCCGACGCCCAAGCCGCAGUUGCAGCAAAUUGCGCACGCGCAGCCACAGCCGCGGCCACAACCCCAGCAAGCGCCGCAGCAAUACUACCGUUAUGAACAGUAGAUGUUUACUUGUAGUAAUCUUAGAUUAUAAUACCUUCAGUCUUACUUCGGGUUAAUUUGUCAUCUUAAACAUAUUUUUCUCUAAAGCAGCCGACCGUCUACUUUUAAACAUUUUAACUGAAAUUAUUCUGUUUUAUAGCCGAAUGUAAAAGACCUAAUUUUUACAACAUGAACAAUGACGUCAAAUGUUACUUAUCAACUUUAGUUAUAUCGAUAGUCACAAAAUUCGAAAACAUUUUUGAGAGACUUAUGAUAUAAAUAAAAAAUAUAUUACGUACAAUAUAAAACUUCAUAACCGUUUUACAUAUGUAGGUAUAAUAUCAUUGGUUUUACAUGGCGAAGAUAAUUUUGUCAUAUUACGAACAACGUGCCUAAUUUUUUUAGUAUCUUGUUGUGUCUCAAAAAUGACAUUUCGAAUUUAGUCAUUGUUUUCUAUAUUAACAAAGUGCCACCUAAUUCUACUAUAUCCGAGAAAAAGACGGGUUGUGGCUUUUCAUUCGGACGUUCUUGCUUUUUUGUUUCAUUCUUAUCUAUUUCUAAUUUCUUACUUUAUUUCUUUUUCUUCUUACUUAAAAUUGUUCUAUCUUCUCAUUUUAAGCUCUAAAAAUUAUUUUCUUAGUCCGCUUCUUCUAUCUCAGAUGCAGGCUUACUGUGGAAUGGAAGCUAAGUUUUAUAACCACAGCAUAAUGAAACUUAUGUCUAAAAAACACACACACAACAAACCGUCUUCCGGACAAUUUUCGCGCAAUCUCGGAAAUUCUCGUAGCUACCGUAUCCAGUUUGUACGUUACACUAUUCGAUAUAAAGUUUAUUAUGCUUUGUACUGGUUACUUGCUUCCAUUCCAUUCAACAGUAAAGUUAAUAUCAUGCUCACGUCUGUAGAGAUAACUCUCGUAAUGUCAUUUGAGAAUAUCUCGUCUUUACCCUCAUGCUAAGUCUGCUGGUACUAUUUAAGGCCUAUACAGAUAUAAGCGUUAUUCGCUGCCACUGUGGGUAGCGAAAUUCGAGUGGGUACGCGGUAUUCCCACUGUUCACAACUAAUACCCACUAGCCUUUUGAGAUGAAGUCUGUGCAAACGGACUGAUCCGUCACAGGUUAUAGUGCCCUUCUCGUAUACCCUCAAGGUCGCUAGGGAGGGUCACUAUAAUAAAAAACUGAUGUAGAAAAGGACGGAUUAUUAAGCUAAUUAAGUCUGUGCAAAGGAGGUAAUUUGGGGUCAGGGUCUGACUGAUAAGGUCCCUGUACAAGCUUGCUUGUACAGGUUAUAGUACCCUUCUCGUAUACCCUCAAGGUCGGUAGCGAGGGUAACUAUAAUCAAAACUUAAUUAUGUAGAAAUGUCUGGGAAUGUUCACACCUAAGCGGAUAUCGCUACAACAUUAUCAUUUAUUAUUAUGGCAAUUAAUUGUCCCUAGCUGACUUGCGGGGUGUGCGGGAGUGAUGAAUUUGCCACCGCAUCGUGCCACAAGUUUCGCUCUUGCCAUGAAAAUUCAUACAAAUACCCAGCGGGA